This is a messenger RNA of Closterium sp. NIES-67, 5037 nucleotides long. The record is from the annotation of a GenBank genome assembly. NCBI's taxonomy places the organism in Eukaryota, Viridiplantae, Streptophyta, Zygnematophyceae, Desmidiales, Closteriaceae.
UUACUGUAACUUAGACAUCGCCUCUGCUCGAAUGCGACAUCAAACAGCAGAACCCUUUCCUUCUGGCAAGCGACAUUUCUGCGGGGAAGGUAGGCUUGUCUCACGCAAAUGACUGGACAAUGCCUUCAUCCUCGCAUUGUUUUCCUUCUAGCAGUAUGUGACGAAGUCAUGACAGGCUAAUUUAUGUUAGGCUGAGCAUUGCUUGCCAGUGUCUCGCGCAUGGUUCUCAGUAUCUCCUACGCGUUUCAGCGGCGCUCGCUGCGGUUGCGCGCCGGUUUCCCUUUGCCCGCGCGGUUUUUUUUACACCCUUCAGCGCAGCGCGCAGACCGGAAGUAACGGGCUUCUAUUAUAAGCCGCGUGGGUUUAGUUCCUCGUAUUUAUGAGUAAUGACAUGAUGCUUCCAUUAGUCCGUCCCACUGCCACCGACGAUCCUCUUCGCAUCAUGGCUGACGAACGUGGUUACCACGCUCGACUCGCAGCGGCAGCAAGGACAGCUUCGCACUUUCGCAGCCAAUCGGACCAAAAUUUAUCGGAAUGGGAAAACUGUCAUGAGCCUAACAGAAGCGGGAAACGUGGCGGCGGCGACGGCGGCGGCGGCGGUGGCGACGGCAGCGAGCGCGAGGCGAGAGGCGCCGCCGCUGGGGCCAGCAGAAUCGCUAAUAGCGCGCGUCGCCGCCUGUCGCCGACGUCUAAGCUCGUCGCCAAUCCCACCGUCGAUGAUCCCGCGGCGGUAGAAGGCCACGACCAGCUUACUCCCUUACCGAGUUCCCUUGAUGCGAGCUCGGGUGUUAAUAGCCCAUCCUGCAUAGAAGCGCACGACAGCAACUUACGGUCUCGAGGGCAUGCGGCGGCGGCGGCGCACGCGGGACGGCCUUCGAAGCCGCAAUCGCCGCUGCCACGUCAUCGGCGGUACCGAUCAGAGGACGCGUUCUCCUUCCACGAACCUUCCCCUCGCGCCGCGAACGGCGGCAAUGCCGCCGGUAAUCAUGACGCCGCUAGCAGUAAUAGUACUAGAGGUAGCGGCGGGUCUCGCGGCGGCGGCGGCGACCAACACGUGUCGCCAGGGUCUACGCGGUCGCCGACGGGGUCAAGCGUCCGAGUCGCAGACGGCGGCUCGGGAACGGUUGUCCUGUCUGGCGCUGCGGCGGCGGCGCGGAGGAGGGGGUCGAGCCGCGGAGGGUCGAUCUGCCAGGAGCUGCUGCCGAGCCUGUGGGAGGAGGAGGUCGACGGAGGAAAUGACGGAAACGAGGACGUUAAUAGCGGGGAUGUUCCUAGAGGCGCCGGUAGCGGGAAUGCUACGGGCAUGGCGGAGGCGGCGGAAGAAGCUGACGCGGAGAGGAAAUCGGAGUAUUUUUCCCGGCGGAAAAGCGGAAGCGCGAUUCCGCGCAGUCGGGAACGAUGGCAGGGGGAAGACGAGGAGGAGAGAGCUUCCCCUGCCACAUCCACCGCGCUCGCCUCCCCUUCCGCCUCCGCCUCCGCUUCCGCCAUUCCGCGUGUUCCGAGCCCCACGGGGCUUCCGCCGCGGCCGCUGUCCCCGUCAGACGCAGACUCGUUACAGUCCCCGCAUGUACACAGAUCCCCCACUGCUUCCCCGCCAUACCACCGCCGAUCUCAGAGCAGCGGAAACUUCAUCUGGGCGGGGGGAGCGGCGGGCGGGGCGGGCGGAAUGAUGGGGGGACUUCCGCCCACUAGCCCUAGAACGACCAAUCUUUCCGCCGGUUUCGGCGCAGGAUACACCAGUAGCGGCGCGCAUUUGCCCCCCCUGAGCCCCAGGGCGGGCGGAAAGAGCGGCGCUUGGCCCUUUCCCAGCCCCAUUGGGCGCAGCAAAACGACUGGCGGAAACUUCGCGAAAGGUUCCGCGGGUGGGCCGGUUGCUGACUUGGCAGGCUUAUCCAGGAGUCGAACUACGCAUGCGGCGCUUGGGGAGGGCGGCGGAGGCGGAGGCGGAGGCGGAGGCGGAGGCGGAGGGGGAGGCGUAGGCGGGGGAGGGGGGCGCGUAGCGAUUGGAGGGAGCGGCGGCGGAGGGAUGGGGGGAGAAGGCAGGGUGGCGGGUGGCGGGGUGCAUAGGGGGAAGGGCAUGGGCGGGAGCAGCGGGAUCCCUAGAAGCGCGAGCAGCGGGAAUAUGGCGGGGAUGGGCUUUACUCCCUCGAUGGGCACUGUGCUACGCGGGAGCGUGCCUAGAAGCUCCAGCAGCGGCAAUGUGACGGGCAUCGGCUCCACUUAUAACACCGGCACUUUGCUAAGUGCAGCGGCACUUAGGAACCCCGGCAGCGGGAGCGGCGCUGGUGGUGCUGGCUUUGGUCGCGGCAACAAAAGCGCAGGUUUUGGCAACGCUGAUGCUCAGAGUAACAGCAGCAUGGGCGGCUAUAGCCAUGGGGGUGCCGGUAGUGCCAGUGGUGGUGGCGUGGGGCGGCACAGGCGAUCUGCCAGCACGAACACGGUUAUGCUAAGACCUAGCAGUGUGGGCGCAGCAGUAGGCAAAGAAGGCGCUGCAAUGCUUGGUAGCCAUGUUGAUUCCAGAAGCAAAAGCAGCAGCAGCAGCAGCAGCAACAGCAGCACCGGGGGCGCCGGGCCCAAGGGAUUCAGAACGCCGAGCAUUGUGCUUCCGGGCCACGACAGCGUCAGCCCCGCCACGUCACCCUACACCAGCCCACGUGGGGGCGGCCUGCCUGCCAAUGACACGUUACUCAAGUCGCCACCCUUCACCAGCCCACGUGGCACUCCUCCCUCCCCCGGCUACCGCCUCCCUACCCCGAAACCUUGUGCAUAUGCCACCUCUCUGGGCGGUGCAGGGGGUAUGGGAAACACCGGAUCAAGCAACGCAGCAGCGCCACCAGCCAUCCCAGCGUCUUUCUCUCGCUCCCCCAGGCACCAGAGCCCUAGCGUGGCCAGCCCGAACCUCCGCAGCCCGAAGCUACGAAGCCCGAGCCGGCCCAGCCCCGGCGUGAGCCGAGCCAGCAGCUCAAGCCCGGUGGACCAGGCGCAGAGCAACCUGAUCGGCUUCUCCUCCCCGACUUACGUCCCCAGCCCCGCUUCGUCAGUGUCUUUAACUACCAAUCGCCCUCUGUUCUCGAGCAGCCCCAGGGGUAAUUAUAGCCCUCCUGGUAGCAAUAGUCCUUCGACUGAGAGUAGUCCUUAUGCUAACUACCCCUACACUCCGGGAGGGGGUAGUGUGGUGCACAGCCCGCAAUCUAUGGCGGCUCUAGCAGAUAGGGACAAGCAGAAACUGGCCGAGAUUCAGAGCUUCUUUGCUUCGGGAUCCGGAGCGUUAGGCUCGGGAGGGCUAGGCUCGGGACGGCGAGGUUCGGGGCAAUGGGGAGUGGGCGGAGGCACCCCGCUCCAAUCACCCAGGCCUGGAAUGUCCCCCAGAAGUUCCCCUCCUUUGAACUCACCAGCCAAAGGCAAAGGAGGGGCAGGGGGUGCAGGGAGGGGGGGAAGGGGAGGGAGUGGGGGAAGGAGGGGAGCGCUGGGGUUGUUUCUAGGGCCGAUUCGUACUCCGAGCCCAAGUGAGUAUUAUAGGGUUGCUUCGCCUGGUGGUGGCGGUUGGAUGGGGCGGAUGUGGGGGCGGAGAGGGGAGAGUGAGGAGGGGGGGAAGGGAGAGGAGGACGAGGAAGCGGAGGUGGGGGAGGAGGAAGGGGAGGAGGAGAGGGAGGAGGAGGAAGUGGAGGUGGUUGGAGAGGAUUGGGGGAGGUACAUGGGGGGGAAGAAGUAUGAGGCGAGCGGUGAGGAGGAUGGAGAGGAGGGAGAUGGAGUUGUGACGGGAGCGGCUGCAGCAGCUGCAGCAGGCGCAAUGGCUGUAGAAGAAGCAAAAACAGACAAAGGAGCAAGACGGACAAAGAAAGCUGGAGAGGAAGACCAGCAAGCAGCAGCAGCAGCAGCAGCAGCAGGUGAAAAAACGGGGGCAGCAUCAAAGGAGACAGCAGCAGCAAGCACGGCAAGCACGCAAGGGAAGGAGGACGUGAAGGCGAUGGUGCAAACAGCGCUGGACGAGUGGAGGAAGAAGGAGGCAGAGGCGAUGCAGCAGCAAGCAGCGUCCGUGCUGGGGCGCGGCAUGUCGGACGUGCGGGCGGUGUACGAGCUGGGGAAGGAGCUGGGGCGGGGGAACUUCGGGGUGAUCCGCGAGGCAACAAACUGGGUCACGGGGGAGCGAUUUGCGUGCAAGAGCGUCAACAAGAAUCGGCUAGAGUGCGUGGAUGACAUAGAGGACCUGAAGAGGGAGGUGAAGGUGAUGGCGGCGCUCAAGGGGCAUCCGAACAUCGUUUCGCUGGUGGAUACCCAUGAAGAUGAUACAGAGGUGCACAUAGCAAUGGAGCUCUGCGAGGGAGGCGAGCUGUUCGACCGCAUCGUUGCCCGCAACCACUACAGCGAGCGCCAGGCGGCACAGGUCUGCAGAACCCUAGCAGACGUGCUCAACUUCUGCCACUCCAAGCGCAUCCUGCACCGCGACCUGAAGCCCGAGAACGUGCUUCUUGUGUCGACCCGCAGCGACACGCGUGUCAAGGUGAUCGACUUUGGAAUGGCGUAUCUCUUUAAGGACGGCGAGCGCUGCACGCAGCGCGCCGGCACCCCCAACUACAUAUCCCCAGAAGUUAUCGCAAAGAAUUACGGAACCGAGGCGGACGUGUGGAGCCUGGGGGUGAUUCUGUAUGUCAUGCUGUGCGGGCUGCCGCCGUUCUGGGGGGAUACCACGGAGGAGAUCUUCACGAGUAUUCUGUAUGAGCCACUGGAUCUGGAGACCGAGCCUUGGCCGGACGUGUCGGCCGCCGCUAAGGACUUGGUUCGGCGGAUGCUGAACCGGAGGUUCGACCAGCGGAUCACUGUGCCAGAGAUACUGAAGCAUCCAUGGAUCAAGGCCCUCACUUGAGGUGCUUAGGCGGAGACCAUACUUGCAAUGCAAUGAUAGCCAACGCAAAUUUCCACCAAUUGGAUUUGUCUGUUAAGACUGUCAGUGAAAGGACGGGCAAAGAGCUAUAACAUCUGGCGGACUAUACUUUUAUGAUUAGAGCGUAUUCCUACCAUCCAGAAUCAGGAUCAGCA